CGGGAGGAGCGGGCAGCCGACCUGAGGCGUUCCCGGUGCGGGGCUGGCGCUGGGGCGCGCUGGCUUCCCGCUUUCGCUGCCUCCGGGAGUCGGGGCCUGCCCGCCGCCCGCUCCGGGUCUGGGGCACCGCCCUCCGCCCGGCUGCGGGGCCCGGGCGGCUCCGUGUCAGGGCGCCUGGGGCUGCCGGGCUCCCCCGGCGGGCGGGAAGCGAGGGGUGCAGCGGGCCCGCGGCCCACGUUAACGCGCUCUCCGCCGCCUCCCGGCGGCUCCAGGGCUUCGGUGAGGCGGCUUAAGGGCCAGCUUUGCGGUUUGAUUUCUCUUUCUUUGCAUCAUUUUCUUUGUGUCUCUUAAAUGUCUCUCUUGCGUUUUUGAAGGACCGAUAAAGUUUUAAACACAACAGAUCGCUGUGGUUGUGCUAUCCGUGGUGCAUAUAAUCCUGUUUUUCAUAUUUUGUGGCUUUAUAACUAGAGUUUUCACAAGCAGCUGGUUUGUUUCAUAUCAGCCGUGACAGGUAAGUGUGUGUAAUGGCAGGAUGAGGAGGCCUGUGCAGGCCUGCGCUCAGAUCCUCACAGUCUUGGUGAGGCCUUCAGCAUGGGCUGGAGGGGCUGGGAGAGGCGGCGUACUCCCUUCCCUACACCAGAAAUACCUCUGCUGAGGUUUUGAAGAUUUACAUAAUUGUGAUUCCAACCUAUCCAGUUUCGAGAUCUGUGCCAUUAGCUUUGCACUGCUGCCUUGCUUCUCGGUCUAGUAAGGACUCCUCCUAAAUGACUUUAUUUGAUUUCGUUCUGUAAGUACAAAGUCUAAAGUGCAAAAUCAUCAUGCAAGCAGAUAUGCUGUGUGCAUAUAUUCUCACUAGCUAAUACAAUAUUAAAUUUUUUUAACAUAAGUUUACUUCUUGCCUGACAUACAUGUCUUGGGAUUUUUGUUUUGUUCUGUCUGCAGCGAUGGCUUCAGGAACAGCGCUGAUUUACGAUGAGGAGAUGACCACUCAUAAACUACUUUGGAGCGAUCCUGUUUGUGAUAUUGAAGUGCCAGAAAGACUGUCAUCCUCCUAUGAGCAGCUUAAAUGUUACCGUCUUGUGGAAAGAUGUGUCCUUUUGCCUGCCAGAGAAGGAAGCGAGGAGGAGAUCCUGUUGGUUCACAGUUCAGAACAUGUGGAAGUGGCGAAAAGCACCCAGACAAUGAAUGAAGAGGAACUGAAAACAGCUUCUGGAAAUUACGAUGCUUUUUUCUUUCAUCCGAACACUUACCGCUGUGCCAGACUAGCAGUAGGAGCAACUUUGCAGCUGGUGGAUGCUGUGAUGUCAGGAAAAGUGUGCAAUGGAAUGGCAUUAGUAAGACCUCCAGGUCACCACAGCCAGAGAAAUGCAGCUAAUGGGUUCUGUUUGUUCAACAAUGUCGCUAUUGCAGCAGAAUAUGCAAAACUGAAAUACGGUCUACAGAGAAUCCUGAUUGUUGACUGGGAUGUGCACCACGGGCAAGGAACACAAUAUAUAUUUGAAGAGGAUCCAAGGGUUUUAUAUUUUUCCUGGCAUCGCUAUGAACAUCAGGAAUUUUGGCCAUCGCUCAAAGAAUCUGAUUACGAUGCUGUGGGUCUGGGAAAAGGGAAAGGUUUUAACAUAAAUUUGCCUUGGAAUAAGGUUGGGAUGGGAAAUUCAGAUUAUCUUGCUGCAUUUUUCCAUGUGUUGCUUCCAAUGGCUUUCGAGUUUGAUCCCGAACUGGUUCUUGUCUCCUCUGGAUAUGAUUCUGGAAUUGGAGACCCUGAAGGUCAGAUGAAUGCCACUCCUGAGGUUUUUGCCCACCUUACCCAUUUCCUGAUGCAGUUAGCUAAUGGAAAGCUGUGUGUCAUCCUAGAGGGUGGAUACCACUUAAAGUCAUUGUCUGAAUCAGUCUGCAUGACUGUGAAAACUUUGCUUGGAGAUCCUGUACCUCAAGUAAGUGGAGAAAUGGCACCUUGCCUAAGUGCAAUUGAAUCUAUUCAAAAUGUGAGAGCUGCACAUAAACCCUACUGGAAAUGGUUGAUGUAUGAAGAUACAUCAUUUUUACAAAAUUUGAGCACCAAAUCACACCUACUAAAGAAGACUAAUACAAACCCCUCCACAGAACAUGAGUCUAAGAUGACUAACAAUGAUGAAACUGUCAAAGUAGAAAGGUUUUUGGAACUGCACAUGAAAAAUAUUCUACUUCCAGUGCCUCCCAUCAAAACAGCAACAACAACUGACUUCAAAGGUUCAGCACAUUUGCUCCCCGUACCCAUUCAUUUAGUGAAGGAAAUGGACAGAAUUGAAAUAAAAGCUCUUGUCAGUGGCUUUUAUGCAGACCUUGUGAAAGAGGAAAAAACUUUGCGCUCUCUCAGCAGUAUGUUGGCUAUCCUAGAUAAAAUACUUAAGAAGGAGGUAUGCAAUGGAAUUGCAGAAUCACCCACAUCUUCUGUUUCUGUUGCUGUUGCACUAAGACAUGCUGUUCGUUUUGGAUUUCAAAGAGUGCUUUGUAUAUUUGUUGGAGACAUGCAAAUCAUACCAAAUACAGAAGAUGGGAAAACACUCAUGAUACAUAUUUGUGAGAAAGAACAGUCUGCAAAGACCAACUCCAAACACUGUAUCUCUCUAAACUGGAAAGAGGAUGCUGAAGGAAAUGACUUCUUUUCUGCUGUACUUGGAUUCAUUCUUCCUGUGGCAUAUAGUUAUCAACCUAACUUAACAGUAAUAGCUGUUGGACCAAACAGGAGCCUUGGAAUAAGUGAGAUUUCUCUGCUUUUUGCUUUACUACAAGGCUUAGCCGAGUCUCGAAUUUUUGCAGUGAUUGAGGACACAGAGAUAAAUUUAAUGCAAAGUGUGGCUAAAACAUUAGUGGGUGCUUCAACACCUCACUUUGGAGUUUAUGUACCUCCUACCCAAGAAAAAGUAAAUAAAAUAAAAAAAUUACGAGACCAGUUUCAACAGGAAUGGAAAAUGCUUCAGUGUUCAGUGAAGGAUGGGAUUUCAGAGAAUUGACUUCACUUCAGAAUCAUUUUACAAAGCAGAAGAAAAUGUGUUGCUGUUCAUGUUGUCUUUUAAAUCAUCAGGAAAAGGGAUGGUCAAUCUCUAAACAUAGUAAGAGCCAUUCACAAUUGUCUCCUGUUUUUAAAAUACUUAAAAUCCGUAUUUGCAGCUAAAGAAUUUUGCCACAUUCUAUAUUGGCACUAAUUGUGCAAGACUGACACUUGAAAACAACUCCUGUAGUUUGUUACUGCAAAUAGGGCCCUAUGUCAUUUGUGACACUGUAAAAUCAGGUUUGCAUAAGCAGUAGCUUGACUACAUGAAUGUUAAAGUCCAGCAGACAAUAACCUGAAAUGAGCAAUCAUAAUAGCCAAAAUAUUUAAAUAUUAUUCAACGUAAUACCAAAGUGCUGCCACCACCACCAUUUCAUUGGGAGUUUAAACUUCACAAAUUUCAUUUCAUGAUCUGAUUUAAAGGAUUCACCUAACAUGGUCCAUUCUUUUAAUUUUUCUAAUGAGUAACUGUCAAUUCCAAGAAGUUAAGAAAGAAAAGCACCUGAGCAGCUCUAGAGUAUGCAUUUCCUACAUCACACCUGUGUGGUUGAGAUUAAGUUUAAUUUCCUGAACUAUACAGGGCAUGAGAAGGAAAAAACUAUUUUGCAUAUAUAAAAUUACAAAUAUGUAAUUGAAUAAAGCACUGUAAAGAGGACUUCACUCUGCCCUCUUUUGAAACAUAAAUUGUCUAUAUAACAAAUAAAAACCCCAGACCUCCAGAGAUUUGGUAAUGGCCUAAGGCUGACAACAUGUGAAUUCUCAAAAUUAAACAAACAUCCCAAGACAAGAGCCACAGUGUGCCUUGUUUUGCAGCAUUCCAGAUAUGAUUUUGGGCUCAUUUUCAGGAGCACUUUUCUGUGAUUGUGACUUCAAUAAUGUGACCUUUGGAUUUCAAAAAUUUCAAAUUAUGUUUAUACUGGUAUUAUUACUGGGUCAACUUUACACAUAACUUGAGUAAAUAAAUCUGUGUUCACAGUUGUCUUUUUA
Molecule: messenger RNA, 4018 nt
Organism: Grus americana (Whooping crane)
Lineage: Eukaryota; Metazoa; Chordata; Aves; Gruiformes; Gruidae
Gene: HDAC10
Product: histone deacetylase 10
Exons: 20
Coding region: 909-2993 (694 amino acids)
Biological process (GO): chromatin organization
Cellular component (GO): histone deacetylase complex
Molecular function (GO): histone deacetylase activity
Source: RefSeq, a predicted model, not a curated record